UUCUCACUGUGCAUGCGCAGCUCAGGGAGCGCACAGCACGGCGAUCGGCAGUGGGACAUGUGCACUGUGUGCCCUGAUGACCAGUGUAGCCCCAGCAGUGCCACCUGUCAGUGUCCAUCAGUGCCUUAUGUCAGUGCUCAUCAGUGCCUCGUGCCAGUGCCCAUCAGUGCCACAUCAAUGCCACAUAUCAGUGCCUACCAGUGCACAUCAAUGCCACAUAUCAGUGCCCAUCUGAGCUGCCUUUCAGUGUCACCCAUCAGUGCCAGUCAGUCCCACCUAUGCCAAUGCCCACCUGCCCACCUAUCAAUGCCAAUCAGUGCCACCUAUCAGUGCUGCCAAUCAGUGCCACCUAUCAGUGCUGCAAUCAGUGCCACCUAUCAGUGCCAGUCAGUGCCGCCUAUCAGUGUGCAUCAGUGCCGCCUAUCAGUGCCU
Messenger RNA from Staurois parvus, 432 nucleotides. The record is from the annotation of a GenBank genome assembly. NCBI's taxonomy places the organism in Eukaryota, Metazoa, Chordata, Amphibia, Anura, Ranidae.